Helicoverpa zea (corn earworm) is the source of this 683-nucleotide messenger RNA. RefSeq lists its product as uncharacterized. NCBI's taxonomy places the organism in Eukaryota, Metazoa, Arthropoda, Insecta, Lepidoptera, Noctuidae. Bases 63 to 683 code for a protein of 206 amino acids. The transcript has a single exon. The record is from RefSeq and is a predicted model, not a curated record.
CGUUGUCCGAACAAAAUUUUUAUGUGUAUUUGACAAACUAAAUUAGACCAAUUUAAAUUGCAAUGAAUCAAAAAGAAAGGAGAAAGAUAAAGUCACCGCCCUACAGGAAAGGGCGUCAGCUGCCAAGUUUGGAAACUCUGAUCCCAUCAGAGUCUAUAAUUGCAAACCUUCAGCCUGUCCAGGAGGAAACAAAAGCUGAGCUGGUGGAAGAGUCUCCUGAAAGAUAUGAUUCAAACGAAGCAUUCAAGUCCGAAAUUGAAAGGUUUAUAGAAAUAUCCAAAUACUUUUCAAGCCCACUUCGUAAAACUGCGUCGUACAUAUGUGAAAACCGCCUCGUAUCAUACCCGAGCAUUUUCAGAAUAGAAUACAAGCGAGGGACUAUGUCGACGGAGCACAUCAAAUUUUGUAAUAUUAUACUAGAACCGGUGUACAUAAGACUUUUCAAACUCAUCCCUGAUUUGGAACAAGUCAGGUUCACAAACUUGUCCCUAUCACGAUGUAAGCGGAUCCCCCCCGGCUUGUCGUUCAACUUGGCAUUUGUGUACGACGACGUAAAUGAGAAGCCAGCCUGUAACGCGAAAAUGAUAUUUGUCGCUUCUAGGAAAACAUCAACACCUUGCUAUCAAAUAUGCGAAAUUGAACUAGACAUUGAAGCACAAAAAACUCGCUUGGUCGCUGUUUGA